AGCGCAGAGACACCUGCUGGUGGAAUGCUAAUCAUCGUCAAGAAUGCGCGCCAAGUUUCGUAUUUUGACAUUUAAACAGGGCCCAUUUUUGACAUUCGUGGUUCCGGCUUCCGGCGGUUCGGAAUUCGGAUUUUCGAAAUGACAGCCCACUUCUCCAGCAGGGUGACCAAUUUUGAGUUUGUGAAAAAUGUGCGGGAGUCUGGAUUUUGCUUCAAGUCGUUCAAGGAGAGUGUAGAUCUCUCGCGAAUCGCACAUCUGGACUUGGAUAGAGUGGCUCGCGACUUGGACAUUUCCGUGCUGCAGGAGCACGUUGGAAUUCUCGUCAACAGUGACCUGAGCGACCUGAAAGGGGUCGACGCUGGACUUUUAAAGCUGCUUCGGCUGGCGCAGCUGUGCGUAGACUACUGCUUGUUCUGCCAGGACUUUCUGGAGAGCAGUUUAUCAGCUCUCGAAAAUGCCCAUCAAGAUGCUUUGAAAGAACUUGACAGUCUCAGAAGGGAAAAUAAAACUUUAAAAGAGAAAUUGAGGAAGGAUAUCAGGAAAAAAAGAUUUUUAUCGGAGAAGGAAAACCUCAAUGACCAAUUUUACGAAUGUUCACAAUGUAGAAAAGCUUACACAAGUCAGGAAUUUCUUCAAAGCCAUAUUCAGCGGAGGCACAGUGCCUCAGAACCUGGUGAAGACAGAUUUGCCAAAGAAAUGUUUGAAGAGCUCAAAUCAGAAAUUGAGUCUCUCAGAAAAGAACUGGUCAGAGAAAAAGAAGAAUCUCUUAAAAACUUCCAGGAUCACAAAACUGAAAUGCAGCUGAAGAGAGAGGAAAAUUUGUGGAGUGAAAUAGAAAAGUCACAGGCUGAACAAAGAGCCAGGCACCAAGCGGAAAUCGCAGACCUGACUGCCAAUUUCCAGUUACAAUUGAAGCAAGCGUUGGCUGAUUUGGCGACAAAUUUGAGCAAAAGUGAGGGAUACAGCUCAAAAGUUACCGAAGUCCCAUCUAGUCAACCCUUAAUAAAUGAAUUCGAAAUUGAGACGUUGAAAAAGGAAAUGAGUGAAAUGUGGCAAAAGAAACAAGAGCAGCAGGAACAGUGGUUCAGACUUGAAAAUUCAAAGCUGAUGGAGCAGCUAACAAAGAUGCAGGAAAGAGAUGAGCAGCGUUGGUCUUCUCUGAAAAAUCUGCAAAACAAGCCAGACCCUCCUGUUGUCUUGCAAACUGAUGCAGCAAUUAUUCCAGUGCCAGCAACCAGAAGGAAACGACUUCAGGCUUCAAUUAAUGCUGAAAUCAAAGACAUCACUCCUUCUACUCCAGCCCCUAAAGAGGAGAGUAGUGAAAGCAGCAGCAGCAGCAGCUCGGUUGAAGAAGUGCGGCCUGCCAGUGCCCCAGUACAGAGUCUUGUCGUUUGCACUCCUAAAAUCAUACCGUCCAGGCCAAAAUCUGCGAUGGCCUUUGAGGAACAAAGUGUGGAGGAAACGUUCAGCGAGGAAGAAGAGAACUCAACUGAUCCAAGCGAAGACAUUGAAGCCACUCUUCAAGACAUGAAAGAAGCCAUAGAGGGGAAUCCAGUUUUAAUUGAGUCCUUGAAAAACGAGGUUGAAAACCAGAUUGAGGAGAAAAUGUCUGAGAUCGGUUUGUCUAGUGCCGAGCAGAGUCUGAACAGGAGCGAAUUUAUUUCCGUCAAUAACAGGAUGAACGAGCAGAGGAAGCAGGCUGAAAAGCAAUACCGUGGCUUCUGGAAAAUACGGAAGGGUAUUGAGAAGAAGGUAGAGAAAAAAGCCAAGGAGAACGUGUCCGAGAUUUGCGUCGAGUCAAUUGUGAAGCCAAGCAAGCUCAAGCAGCACCCAGGAUUCUUUUCUAAGCUUACCAAAAGAUACAACAAGAAAGAAAACAAGGCUAAAUCUGACACGCAGGUCUUCACCUCAACUCCAUUGAAAGACGCAGUGGAGCCGCAUAGCAUUUUGAAGCCAAGUAACUUGAGAAUGAGCAGUGAAGCGUUGUCUGAGAAAGUAUUGGACGAAAAUGCUGCUGAAAUCCGUCGGGCACAUUCUUUACCAGCCAGCAAAUUCGUCACUUUUACCUCAUCAAAAGAGGAAACCAAAGAAAACAACUCUUGGGAUGAAGACACUGCCUCUAACAAGACCACAGAACCAAAAGAAGAGGUCAGAAAGAUUGGCCAGGGAAGCUUUAAUCCGUUUAUACUCUCAAGUGCUAGUGGGGGAAAUCAGAUCAAUUUGGAUGACUUGGAAAAGGAACUUGGAACUUUCCAGCUGUCACCGUCGAGUUUUCAGAAUAAGAGCACCCCAACUACUAAGACUGAUUUAAGUUUACCGCUCAGUGAUGACAAUUCAUGGGAUCUGGAGGACAUUUGAAAUUUUUCGAGUAUUAUACUGUACAAAUGAUUUUAUUCAUAUCCAAGAACAGAAUGUGGCAAUUUUAAAAAUAAAAAAGUUUAACAACUGAAA
Cloeon dipterum is the source of this 2451-nucleotide messenger RNA. It is a transcript of the gene DZIP1, whose product is annotated as DAZ interacting zinc finger protein 1. Gene Ontology annotation, biological process: cilium assembly. The transcript is spliced from 16 exons. Gene Ontology annotation, cellular component: ciliary basal body; cytoplasm. The record is from RefSeq and is a predicted model, not a curated record. The coding region runs from base 139 to 2358 and encodes 739 amino acids. Lineage: Eukaryota; Metazoa; Arthropoda; Insecta; Ephemeroptera; Baetidae.